Rhododendron vialii is the source of this 1247-nucleotide messenger RNA. RefSeq lists its product as uncharacterized. The transcript has a single exon. Lineage: Eukaryota; Viridiplantae; Streptophyta; Magnoliopsida; Ericales; Ericaceae. The record is from RefSeq and is a predicted model, not a curated record. The coding region runs from base 306 to 938 and encodes 210 amino acids.
UCCUUCGCUUGCACUGCUCCUUCCCCGGCUAUUUCUGCUGCUGCUUCGUCGCAAAUUGCUCUAUAAAUUAACCAACUGGGGCAUGUUCCUCUCUUUCAUCCCUUGAACAAACUACUUUUCUUUUUCUUCAUUUUUUUCCUCUCAAGAUAGGAAGCAGUCCUCCUCCUCCUCCUCCUCUCUCUCUCUCUCUCUCUCUCUCUCUCUCUCUCUCUCUCUCUCUCUCUCCUGCCUGUGAAUUAGGCAACGCCGUUUGGUUUUUGUAGGGAGAAUCCAAGUUACAGUUCAGAUAAAUUCAUUUAAGAAAGAUGAAAAAUAAAGCUGUAACAAGGCUGCUGAAGCAGAUAGAGCAGGCGCUGGCGGCCAUGGCCAAGGCCAAGGCCCUGGCACUGAACCUGAAAAGCAAAAUCAGCGAUAUCAGGGCUCGGAUGACGAUAUUCUCCCUGCUUUACUUGGACAAAAGAUCACUGCUGGGAUCCAUCCGGCCUAACAAGCUCCGCGCCUUUCUCUCUCACCACCAGAAGCCGCAGCAGGAGCCAUCCAAUGGUGGUGAAGACCAGUACCAGAUCAGUAACCAGGUUAACAUGGUUCUCUCCAGCAUUAGUAAUAUUGUUCAGGAUGCUACGGUGGCCAACCACGUUAACACUGGGUAUUUAGAGGAGGCGACGGUGGCUGCAAAGCAAGAGGAUGAGGAGGAGGAGGAUCUGCCACAAUCAUUGUUGGAGGAGUUGGAGUUUGAGGAUCGUGAUGUGGGAAAAUCAGAGAUAGAGAUGGUGAGGGAUUCCAAGGAAGUACUGGACGAGGGGGAGGAUUCCAGGCUCGAGGACCGGAUAGAUGAGGUGGCCGAGCUGUUCAUCUCCAGGUUCCACCACCAGAUGAGGAUGCAAAAGCAAGACUCUUUCAAGAGCUUAUCAAUGCAUCCCCCACCUCUACCUAGCUAGAAAAUUUCCAGAAACACACAAAAAUGUAUCAAACUUCAUGAAAUUCCAUGCCCGCGGUUCCAUGUUGUCAUUAAUUUCGUGAUAGCUAGAACCCCCCCGAGGCCUUUAGUUCUUCUUGUGAGUCUGAGAUUCUACAGUACUAAUGAACCAUUUCGGUAUUAUACCCAUUGGCCAUUGGUAUGUAUUCAACAGUACUAGUAGCUGCUGCUGCUGUUUUUUUUUUUUUUUUUGCGUGGUUCGAAUCCUCUCUAUCUCUACCCAAUUUUCUAGGUGAUAGUGUUUCGGUGCAUUUUCCACCAUUGGAUUUCA